AUGGCGGCCAAAGCAAACCCACUAAGAAUGACAAUACAAACCAUUCGCAUCGCUGGACAUCGAGGUCACAGCGCCGCCGCUCCAGAGAAUACAUUGGCUGCUUUCAGAAAGGCUCGCGAGAUAGGUGGCAAAGGCGUCACUUGCGAAACAGAUCUUGCUGUCACCAAAGAUGGUGAGCUCAUCUUGCUUCACGACGAUACUGUCGAUCGGACGACCGACGGCCACGGUCUGGCUAGUAAUAUGACCUAUCUGGAGAUCUCAAGGCUUGAUGCAGGUCGAUGGUUUGGCGAAGAAUUUACGGGUGAAAGGAUUCCAAGUCUGAGAGAUGCCUUGCAUCUUGCCCGCGAACUUGAAAUCAUCUUCCAACUUGAGCUCAAGGUGUACGACCAUAAUGAUAUUAUGUUCCCCAGAUUAAGGGCGCUUAUCGACGAAUUGAAAUGCGCCGACCUCCUUCAGUUCUCUUCCUUCGACUUUGUCCAACUUAGAGCAGUCAAAAAUAUUAUUUCAGAGGUACCUACAGUUGGGCUAUCACAUUCACGAUUGAUAGAACCUGCUGCUCUUGCUCGAGAAGCCAAUCUGGACGCGAUGAAUAUUGAGAUUCAGCAUUUUCCGAGUGGCGAAGCUCAUCAACUGCAUAAAGAGGGAUUUGCGGUCUUUCUAUUUAUUCCACGUCCGGAGGUACUUGAGCUUCUGAAGGAAUAUGGCAGAGACAUGGAGGCCGAAAUCAUCGAGUGGAUUCUUCAAGGGCAAUUAGAUCAAAUUGUAUGUGAUGACGUCUCGCAAAUGGUUAGGAUCAGGGACAAAGCUCAUAAGCUACUAACGAGUUGA
This is a messenger RNA of Trichoderma breve, 828 nucleotides long. Its product is annotated as glycerophosphoryl diester phosphodiesterase family domain-containing protein. The record is from RefSeq and is a predicted model, not a curated record. The transcript has a single exon. Gene Ontology annotation, biological process: lipid metabolic process. NCBI's taxonomy places the organism in Eukaryota, Fungi, Ascomycota, Sordariomycetes, Hypocreales, Hypocreaceae. Bases 1 to 828 code for a protein of 275 amino acids. Gene Ontology annotation, molecular function: phosphoric diester hydrolase activity.